Molecule: messenger RNA, 1242 nt
Organism: Penicillium subrubescens
Lineage: Eukaryota; Fungi; Ascomycota; Eurotiomycetes; Eurotiales; Aspergillaceae
Gene: exg1
Product: glucan 1,3-beta-glucosidase
Exons: 3
Coding region: 1-1242 (413 amino acids)
Biological process (GO): glucan catabolic process
Cellular component (GO): extracellular region; cell surface
Molecular function (GO): glucan exo-1,3-beta-glucosidase activity
Source: RefSeq, a predicted model, not a curated record
AUGUCGUCUCUGUUCUUGAAGAAGAGCCUGCUUGGGCUAAGCUUGGUGGCUGCCCUAGCUUCUCCGGCAGUUGGCAUCGCCUUUGACUACGGCUCUGAAAAGGUCCGUGGUGUCAACAUCGGUGGCUGGCUGGUAUUGGAGCCAUGGAUCACACCAUCAGUCUUCGACAAUGUUGGCGACGCAGCUGUGGACGAGUGGUCACUCUGCGCCACUCUUGGACCCGACCAGUGCCGUCAAGUUCUCUCGGAGCAUUGGAAUUCCUUCAUCACCCAGGAGGACUUCAACCAGAUUGCUGCCGCUGGCAUGAACCACGUUCGAAUCCCUAUCGGCUACUGGGCUGUGGAGCAUCUUGAGGGUGACCCGUACGUCGACGGCCAGCUACAGUACCUCGAUUCCGCAGUUGGCUGGGCUCGUGCUGCUGGUCUCAAGGUGAUGGUCGAUCUGCACGGUGCUCCUGGAUCUCAGAAUGGCUUUGACAACAGCGGCAAGCGUGGUGCCAUCACCUGGCAGCAGGGCGACACUGUUGACAGCACCAAGAACGUCCUUCGGACUCUUGCUGCGCGAUACGGGGGUGAUGCUGAUGUAGUCACUGCCAUUGAAGCUCUGAACGAGCCUAGCAUUCCUGGUGGCGUAAAUGAAGAUGGCCUCAAGCAGUACUACUAUGAUUCCUGGGGUGUGGCCCGCGAGGCGACUCAGGACACCACCGUUGUCCUACAUGAUGGCUUUGUGCCCACCGAGUCCUGGAACGGGUUCAUGAGCGAGUCCACCGGAUUCUACUACGUUAUGAUGGAUACUCAUCACUACGAAGUCUUUGACAACGGACUGCUUGCCAUGAACACCGCUUCGCAUGUCGGCAAUACCUGCAGUUUCGUCAAUGAUCACGUUCUCCACACUGACAAGUGGACGGUUGUCGGAGAGUGGACUGGAGCCAUGACGGAUUGUGCCAAGUACCUCAAUGGAAAGGGCAUUGGUUCUCGUUACGACGGAACCUACCAGGGCAGCACUGCGCUCGGUAGCUGUGAUGGUAAGGCUGUCGGCAACAUCGAUACUCUUACCGGUGACGAGCGUACCAACAUUCGCCAAUUCAUCGAGGGUCAACUGGAUGCUUACGAGAAGGGCAAUGGCUGGCUCUACUGGACCUGGAAGACCGAGGGUGCCCCUGAGUGGGACAUGCAGAUGCAGCUUGCCGGGGGUGUCUUCCCCAACCCGGUCACUAGCCGCCAGUUCCCCGGCCAGUGUUAA